This is a messenger RNA of Rotaria sp. Silwood1, 9093 nucleotides long. NCBI's taxonomy places the organism in Eukaryota, Metazoa, Rotifera, Eurotatoria, Philodinida, Philodinidae. The record is from the annotation of a GenBank genome assembly.
AUGACAAAGAGUUAUCAAUCUGAUGAAGAAAAUUCUGAAGAAAAUAAUGAACGCGUUUCGGAGAUGCAACAACAACAAUUACUAUUACAACAAUUACAACAACAGAUACAACAACAAGAAACUUAUUAUACAGAAGAAGAUAUUCCUGAAAAACCUUUAGCAAAAGCACAAAAUAUUUUCCAAGAAAAAGCACCAAAAAGACUGACAAAAGAUAGAAUCGAACGUGAACCUGUAGAUUCGUAUAAAAGAAAAAUGCCUCAAUCAUUACCAAAUAUGUUGCCUGUUGAACAAAUGACUAAAGGAAAAAAUAUUUCUGCAAAAAAACAAACAUUUAAUCCAAAAAUGUUUGAAAAUGAAGACAAUGACUUUUCUGGACCAUUUUCUCCUUUACCACCUAUAACAAGUACUCAAAAUUUCAAUGAAAUUUUUCAAACUAAACUUCAAUCUCAUUCAAUGAAAGAUUUCAAAGAUUAUUUUCUUGAACAAGCUAAAUUAACAGGAAAAAUCGAAUGUGAUGCAAAUCUAUUAUUAACCGAUGCUCAUAUUUAUGAAUUAAGCCAAUUUGAUUGGCCUCAUCUUGAAACAAUUCGUAUUCGUGCAUGUCCUCAAUUAACACCAUUUGCUAUGAAUUAUAUUGAAAAUAUUUCUAAAAAACAUAAUGAUCGACAAAUAAAUAUCAAUGUCGAAUUAAUGUUACAUGCUCAUAAUACAAUAGAAAAUAAAACCGAUAUAAUUGAUAGUACUAUUACUAAUCUUGAGCCAUUCUUUGGAAAAAGUAUAAAAGUAUCAAUAACAAAAGUCUUAAUUUAUCAUGCUAAUAGUCACAAUGACUCUAUGUUACCAUCAAAACAAAUGAUUAUAAAUCAAAAUCGAAAAUCAAAAGAAAAUUUUCCUAUGUUACUUAAUUAUUUAUCAUCAACACAAGAUGGAUGUCAAGUAUCAUAUCUUGAAUGUGCUAAUUCAAUUCUAUUCAAAGAAUUGUGUACGGCAUUUCAUCCACAAAUAAUUUAUAUGGUUAUUUCGAAUGUUGAUGAUAUAUUCAAAUGUAUUUUCUCACUUGAUUGUACUAGAUCAUUUGUAAUUUUGCAAAAAAAACAAAUUCGAUUGAUUAUUAAUAAUAAUGAAACUGAUGAACAAGUUUAUUCUAAUAUUCAUUUAAAAUUAGAAAAUAUUUCUAAGUCUGCUCAUCAAAUUUAUUCUCAAUUUAUUAAUGAAAUACCAGAACAAGUAUCAGAGAAUGAUGAUUUUCGUCGAAAUCAUUAUCUUACUAGUUUAUUGCAUGUUCAAACAAAAUGUACAAUGUUAAAAAAGAUAUUAAGUAAAGAGCAAUGUUUAAUUUUUCGACAAAAUGAUUCAUCAUUCGUAAUAAAUCAUUUAAUGAAAGAUUCAAUCAAACAUUGUAAAACUUUAUAUAUGUUUGAUAGUAUUAACAAUAUUAGUAAAAAUGAAGAAACAAAUAAUAUAUUCGAAACAAAUGUACCAAUAAUGAAACUUGUUAAUGAAUUAAUAAGUAAAGCAAAAGAACAAAGUAGAAAUUCAACAACACAAAAUGCAACGAAAACAGCACAAAUUUAUUAUGCACACAAAUUAGUUAAUGAUAAAGUUCUUGAUAUGUAUUCUACAUCGAAUGGUAAAUCAUAUUGUAUUUCGGAUAUUGAAUGGUUUUGCGAUACAAUGAAUAAUCUCUUCAAUAUUGAAACACGUACUAAUCGAAAAACUGAACAUAUUUUAAAACAUUGCAAACAAACUCUUGGUACAAAUAUUCGUUUGAUUUCCAAAACUAAUUUUAAAAAAUUAAAAAUCAAUACAGAUGAAAUGAAUUUCUUUCAAUGGUUAUUCAAUACAUGGAACAUUGCUUAUCCAGUAUCCAUAAUGAAUCAAAGUGAUAAUAAUAUGUUUGUUCUUUUUAAUUCCAUAUCAUCAGAGCCACCUGUUCCAUUAAAUAUUAUUUGGAGUAAAUCUUGGCCAACAAGUGAAUAUGAAACCGAAAUUAAUUUUCAUUUAUUACAUCCAUGUGAUGCAUCAAUUCUCUUUCAUCUCUAUAAAUUAUUUCCAUCACAAAAAUUAUUACUUGCUUCAAAACAUUUCUUACUUAUUCAAGAAGGAGCAAUCGAAAUUUUAGUUCAAUAUCAUCAAAAUAUUGAUCAUCAUACGAGUAUCAGUAUUACUUUUCGUUCACUCAAUUUAAAUACAUCCAAAGAUUCAUCAGAUGCAACUGUUAGAUUAAUGGAAGAAUCAUUUCAAUAUGUUCUUCGAGAAUAUUACAUUAUUAUUUGGGCAUUUUUAUUCAGACAUGAUUAUGCUUUUAAAAUCGAAGAAAAAAGCAAAAAUCCUUCUAAUACCUUCGAAAAAUUAAAUGGUAAUGAAUUGAUGUAUCAUCAAUGGAAAAAUUUGGCACUUUAUCAUUAUUCAUCAGCACCUACUCUUAGUUCAACUUGUUCUGUAUGUGGUCUUCCUCCUACAGCAAACAAAGCUCUUUAUGAUGCAUGUACAAUAUUAUCACCUGCACGAUAUACAAUACAAAAGAAAAAUGACACAGAUGAAAUAGAUAAAAAUGAAGAUCAAUCGGGUUUAUUAAUAUUUCAACUUGAAACUAAACCAUUUUCUUAUACAGGCAAACAUAGUAUGCGACCAGAUGGAUGUAAUUCAUUUGAAGUUGUUUUAUUAAGUACCGAUAAAGAGAAUGAACAAUUGAAUUCUCCAAUAUUAGCAUUCAUUCAAAUUGGGUGUUUAGUGAAUAAUUUUGAUAUAAAAGAUGAUGAAAAGAUCCUUUUUGCAUAUGGUACUGAAUCUAAAACAGAAACGAAAUCUCGUGAUGUCCCACAAUCACAAGAAACUAUUCAAGAAUCAUUUUUAGAUGAAAUUCGUAAUUUUGGUGGUGUAAAAGGUUUAAAAGGUGCAAAAAAUAAAUCUCAUAAAAAAACUGAAUUACAAGAACUUUAUAACGGUUUACGAUUACGUAUUGAUAUAUUAUUUACUGAUAAAUCGAAUACAUAUGAAUUAGUAUUUUCAAUCAAUGAUAUUCCAUGGUCUCGUCAAACAAUUAAACGUAAAUCAACUCAAACAAUAUUUCAACCGAUUAUACAAAGUUCAGGAAUUCAUGAUUCUGAACGAAAUAUCAAUCUAAUUGUUCAUCACAGAAAAUCAGCACUUGAUAAAUCAAUUAUUACUAGUUCUACGUCAGGUACAAAACAAAAUCCAUGGAAAGUUGGUAUGCGUCUUGAAGCUAAAGAUCGAAAAAAUCCAAACAUAUUAGCUAUUGCUAAUAUUAUCGAAGUUUAUGAUGAUAAUCGUAUACGUAUUAAUUUUGAUGGAUGGACAUCAACAUUUGAUUAUACAGUUGAAACAGAUAAUUCUGAUCUUCAUCCUUGUGGUUAUUGGGAAUAUGUUCAACGUGUUUUAUAUAAAAAUUCAAAUACAUCUAAAUUAAAUCCACAUUUUACUUUUACUCGUUAUGAUAAACCAAAAUCUUAUGAUGGUCAAUUUAGUUGGCGUAAUUAUUUAACAGAAAAAAAUCAAGAUCCAGUACCAUUCGAAUGUUUUAAUUAUAUACAAACAGAAGGUAUGCCUGUUGAAUAUUUUCCACAUGGUAUAUCAAGAGCUGCAUUUACUUGUCUUUCAUGUCGUCAUUAUUAUAAUGUACGAGUUAAAUAUCAUAAAAUGAAUACAUUCAUUCAAGAUGAAAUCGUUAAUAAAAUACUUUAUGAACAUCAUAUAGAAUCAAGUAGUCCUACAAUAACAACAAGUCCAGGUGUAGUUUUAUUACCAACACCAUUUGAUAUAUCAACUUUUAUAUAUCCAUGUUUGAAACAUUUUCAAAAUUCAUCAAAUUUUCUUAUACAUUUAACAUGCAAUCAUCGAAGUAUUUCUCCACUGGAUUCAACAACUAUUAUAUCUGGUGCACAUUUAAUGGAUACUGAUGGGGGUAACAUUAAAACAAGCGAUCUCAAUAUGCCACUAGUUACAAUAUGUAUGUUAACUGCUAUUGAUCUUGCUCGAAAUCAAAAACGUCUAAUUGCACCUUCGACAUCAAAAUUAAUUUCAAAUAAUAAUAAUAAGACUUUAUUUGAUAAACGUCAUAUUGAUUAUUAUAUGCGACGUUGGCUUGAUUUAAGUGCUUAUAUAACAUGUUUUCAUUCAACAAACUUUUAUAAUAAGCGUCCAUCAUCAAUGAGUCUAUCUCAAGACAAUGCUAUACCAUUUUAUACAUCUUAUACUGAUGCAGAUCUAUAUACUAGUCUUAAUAAUGGUCUUAGUUCAAUAACAAUUGAUUCAUCAUAUCCAUUGAAUACAAAUAAAGAAAAUCAAUUCGGUAAAUAUGGUGAAUGUUAUUAUUGUUGUUUACUUCGUAAAGAUGAAAUAAAAGAUCGAACUGAUAUGUCAUUACAAAAACGUAUCGAAUUAAUUGGUGAUUAUGCAUCAAGUAUAUUUUAUCUUGAAUUAUAUAAACAAGAAAAAAAUUUAAUUGAAAAUGGUUUAAUAUUAAAUGAUGAAUUUUUUCUUAAAUUUAAUGGUCUAGAAAUAAUUGAUAUAACAAAUGUCAUUAUUGAUUGUUUUCAAUUAAAUAAUAAGAAUAUAUAUUGUUUAAAAAAUUUAACAUAUCUUUCACUCGAAAAUAAUGAUCUUUCAAUAUUUCAAAUUGAUUUUCAAUAUUUAAAUCAAUUAACUUAUUUAAAAUUAAUUGAAAAUCCAUUUGAAUCAUUACCAUUAAAUUUUUUAUCAUCAACAUCAUUACAAUAUGUUGAAUUAGCUAGACUUGGUCGAUUAAUUGAAAUUGAUUAUAAUACAAGAAUAUCAUCGAAAUUAAAAACAUUAUUAAUUACAGAAAGUAUAUUAACAACAUUACCACAAACAUUAGCAACAGAUGCUCGAGAUAAAUUGACUAAAUUAACAUUGAAUGGUGUUCCUUGGUGGGGUGCUAGUGGAUUGAGUGUUAAUGAAGUUAUUAAAUAUGAUUCAUUUCUUAAAAAAUUUGUCAUAUAUCUUGAUUCUGAUGAAUUAGGAAAAAUUUAUCAUAUGUAUGAUGAAGAUGUUAAUGGAGUUUUAUCAUUUUCUGAAAUUAAUUUAAUGAAUGCUCAUAUGUAUCGUUACAUUCCACGCUUAAGACCAUCGACUACGAAAAUGCCGAAUUCUGGUCGAUCAUCUGUUGAACCAACAAAUACAAAUGAAUUAGAUAAUUUAAAACAAGAUUCAUUUAGUAGUGAUUCAUCGGGUAUUCCAUCAGCGAUAUUUUAUCUUGAAAAUUUAACUGAACUUAGUAUUGAAUAUCAAGGAAUUAAAGUUAUACCAGAUGCAAUCAAAAAUUUAAAAUCUUUAGUUAUAUUUAAUUUAAAUUAUUGUAUUGAACUUGAAACAUUAAGUGCAGAAGUAGGAUUUUUACCACUUCGAGAACUUAAUUUAACUGGAUGUGUCUCAUUAAAAACACCACCAAUGGAAAUAAUACGUCGUGGUCAUACACAAACAAUGGCAUUUUUACAACGAUUAAUUAUGGGUUCUACACCAUGUAAAAGAACAAAACUUAUGUUAGUUGGUCUUGGUGGAGCAGGCAAAACAAGUUUAGUUCGUGCAUUUCUUGAAUCACAUUCUGAUACACCACCAGCAGUUACCGAUGGUAUUGAUAUUGUCAAAUGGCAAGUGCCAUUAAAUGAACCUGAUGAUGUUCUUGAAUUUAGUGUAUGGGAUUUUGCAGGACAAUCUGUUUAUUAUCAUACUCAUCAAUUUUUUUUGGCUAAGAAAGCUGUUUAUGUACUUGCAUGGAAUAUUCGUCUUGGAGCUGAACAUGCUGGUCUUGAUUUUUGGCUUUCUUCAAUUUGUUGUCAUGCACCAAAUGCACCAAUAUUUGUUGUUGGUACACAUUCAGAUUUAGUAUCUCGUAUUGAUCUACGUCAAGAUGAUCUUAAACGACGUUAUCCUCAAAUAACUGGAUUCUUUAAUGUUAGUACACAUACAGGUGAUAAUGUUAAAGAAUUAAUUGAUAGUAUUAUUAAAACAACAUUAGCAUUACCUUAUAUGGAUGAAUUAAUUCCAAAAGCUUGGCUUAGUUUUGAAAAAUUGAUUGCUGAAUGUGAUGAUGAUAUACUUGAAUACAAUGAAGUAGCAAAUAUAGCUCAUAAUGCUGGCGUAUUUGAUCCAGCUGAAGUUCUUCAAUCGAUACAAUUCUUACAUGAUCUGGGCUCUUUACAAUAUUUUUCUUCAGAACAUUUAAAAAAUUAUGUUGUUAUUAAUCCACAAUGGAUUAUUAAUGUUAUGGCAUGUAUUGUUAGUAUUAAAGAUAGUCCUGUUAGAGAUGGACGUCUGUUCCAUUCAGAUAUAGAUGUCAUUUGGGCAGAUUAUGAUAGACAAUUACGUCCUUGGAUUUUAAAAUUAACUGAAGCAUUCGAUUUAACAUUUCCAGUGCCUGAUCAAAAUAUGAAUUUAGUACCAUGUCUUUUACCUGAAGAAGAACCAGAGUAUACAUGGAAUGAUGAUCUUAGUGAAACAGACAUACGAGAAAUGAAGAUUACUUAUACCUUUAAUUAUUUACCGGCCGGUUUAUUCAAUCGGGCACAAGUUCGUCUUUUUCAAUUUUCUGAUAAAUCAACAAUUUGGCGUUAUGGUUCAUUACUAGUGAAAAAUAAUCAUCGAGCAGUUAUAAUACGUACAGAUGAUCGACAUAUUGUCAUUAAAAUUCAAGGUGUUCGACCAGAUAAUAUUCUUUUUUUAAUUCAUGAAGUAUUUGAAAAUCUUGUUAAUGAAUCAUUUUUUGGUGUUACAUAUGAUAUUGCUUUUCCAUGUCCAGAUUGUCUUGAUUCUCGCCUAAAUGAACCGUGGCAAUUUUCAUCUUCACUUAUUAAUCGAGCUAUUGAACUUAAAUCACCAUCUAUUCAAUGUCAUCGAUUUUUUCAUGUUGCAUCUGUUACUGAUUUACAAGCACUUAUUCCACCAGAUAGUAAAAGUAAUUAUGAUUUACAUUUGGAAUAUUCUGUACGUGAUCUUAAAUCUUAUAAACAAACUAUGGCAGUUGAUAUUGUAUAUAUCUAUCCACCAGACCAUAUUCCAACAACAUCAGAAAUCGAGAUUAAAGUUGAUCCUAGAAAAAUUAAAGAUGAUUUAACAAAACAUCGUUUAACAAUUUGGACACCAGAAUCAAUGAAAGAUUUUAAAAUUGAAAAUCAUUUUUUAGUCAUUAAAGAAGCAAAAAUUGUUAUAUUUGGUAUUUCAACUGAAUUAAUAGAUAAUCCUGAUAAUAGAAACUUAUAUGAAGCUUUACAAACAAUAAUAAAUAUUUUACGUAAACCAAUUAUUCCAGUUAUAUUCGGUCAUGAUAUGAAAUGGAAAGAGAGUGAUAUUGGUGUUGCAUUAUCAGAUAAACUAUAUGUUAGUAUGCAAGAUCUAAAACGAUAUGACUAUCGUAUAAAACAAUUAAUGGAUUUAGUUGAACAAGAAAAAAGUCAAAAUAAUCCAAAUAAACAAAUACGAGAUCAACCAACUGAUGUUUUUAUAAGUUAUUGUUGGGUAAAUUCACAUGAUGCUGUUAGUAAAGGUACAAAACCAACUGCGACGUCAAUUGGAUGGGGAGAUCCUCGGAUUUUAAAAGAUUAUUUUGAAGAACGUGGAUUACGUGUUUGGAUGGAUAUUAAUUGUUUAGGAAGAGCCGGUGUACUUCACGAUAUUGUUCAUGGUUUAAAAAAUACAAAACUUGUUAUAGCAUGUGUAUCCGAUGAAUAUACACAAAGUGAAGUUUGUCGUAAUGAAUUUUUAUUUGCAAAAAAUACAUUAAGGCUUCCUGUUGUAUUGGGUAUAUUUGGUAUUGGUGAUAAAUGGCGAACAACAGAAGUAGGGAUGUGUAGUCUAACAUGUCCACAAGUGAAUUUUCAAUUUGAAAAUCCAAGUGCAUUUGAGGAUAUCUAUAAUCAUAUUCACAGUAAUUUACCUAAAAGAUUAGCUUCAGCUAAAGAUACAUCAGUAAACGCCAUUACAAAACCCGGCACUGAAGAAACAACAACAGCUGCUUAUCAAGAAUUAUUUGAAUUAACACAACGUAAAUUUCUUCGUGUAACAUCUGGUUUUGCUGAAACAAUGAAUGCUCGAGCUUAUCCUCGUUUAUUUGCUCUUGAUUUUAUGGGUGACAAAGAGAGAUCAGCACAAGAAUUAGCUCGUAUUGAAAUGGCCACGCAAAUGAAUACACAACGGCAACAACAAGAUGAACAAGAGAAUACAGAACGAGAUCUUGAAGCUGAACGACAACGAGAUGAAGAACUUCUUCGUGAACAACAAGAAGCUAAAGCAACUGCAGAUGGGGAUUCUAAAGAAAAGGAAACUGUCAAAGAAAAAGUUAAAACAUUAUGUAUACGUGUACUUUGUGAAAACGAAGAAAAUUGGCAUACUGCUGGAAAUCCAUUUGAAAUUACUGAAAAAAUUGUAAUACAAAAUAGUGCAUUAUAUUUAUCACGAAUGAUGCUUCUUCUCAAACAAAGUGAUUUACCAUUAGAAAUGCUUACUAGUGAUGAAGGUGAAAUUGAAUUACAAAAACUUACUGAAAUUGCAAAUUCUAUGACUAUGGAAGUAAAAGAUUCUUAUGGAUAUUUGCGUCGAUGUGUAAUGGAUUGUGAUUUAGAAGAAAAAUAUUCUGGUCUUAAACAAUGUCUUAUGCCAUCAGGUAAAGUUUUGUGGCUUUGUGAAGAACAUCAAAACCAACCACGUGUUAUACUUGUUACCGGUUCAAUGGCUGGUGGUUAUAAUCGUCCGCAAGCUGAAGAAAAGAGUGAAAUAAUGAAAGCAUUAGUUAAACUUAAUGAACGGAUUGCGAAUAAUGAACUACCUCCUCCUACUAUCAAAGUUCCUAGUAUUGAAAGUGUUCGUCGUUUAUCAACAGAAAAACAAUCGCAAAGCACUCGUCAAUCACAAAGUACUCGUCAUUUACAUCGAUUUAGUCAGCAAGAGUCUAUAUUGAUUAAAUCUCAACGACAAAGUACUUUACUAAUUGAUAAAAAUAUUGAAGAAAAUGAUGAUGAAAAUAUUCAAACAACUUCAAAUGAAUUAGAAAAUAAUGAUGAAAAUCUAAAACAAGAAGAUAGUACAUUAGUCGAAUCGACUGACUGUUCAAUUAUGUAA